UAGGAGCCUGGCAGAGCAGCUGCACACACGGCAGUGCGGAGGCAGAGAAGGGGUUGGUGAUACGGUGCUAUAAAUCUGUGGUCCAGUCCACCUCCCUUUUAAGACGUCCUCCCCCCUUAUUUCUGUUCUCGGUUAGAGAUGCAGCAGCUUACUCCUGUAGCGACCUACUAAAAAGCAACAAGGAGAAAGACAUCGUCUUUUUGAAAAAACGUUCUUUCGUCUCUUUUCUUUGUUCCUUCGUUUGUUUUUCUUGCCCCUUUUUGUUUAGUUGAACGGCAAUAGGAGGAUAGUCUCUCCGUCUUUUUAAACUCUCUUUUUUAAGUUUCCCCUCCCCUUUCAUAUUUUUUUUUCGCCAUUUCUUUUAGCGUUGGACUUUGGGGUCGAAAGCAUUUCUUUUUAUUUGCUUCUUUUAAGCCGAGCACAGUUUAGGUUUCGUGCUGUCUUAAGAGAACUAUCCAGCAGCUUCUUGCUCAUCCUUAUUGGGAGAACUGCACCGUUACUUUAAAAACACACAUACACAAAAACCUUAAGGGAGAAAGACGGCAACUCCAAACUAACAUGGCAGUCAGACUGUGUGAUGUGGCUUCUCUGCUUAGAAGUGGUUCGUGGGCAGCAGAGCCUUGGACUGGGCAGGUAAUUGCUGCCAUGGAAACACAACUGUCUAAUGGGCCAACUUGCAAUAACACAGCCAAUGGUCCAACCACCAUAAACAACAACUGCUCGUCACCAGUUGACUCUGGGAAUACAGAGGACAGCAAGACCAACUUAAUAGUCAACUAUCUUCCUCAGAACAUGACACAGGAAGAACUAAAGAGUCUUUUUGGGAGCAUCGGUGAGAUAGAGUCCUGUAAGCUUGUAAGAGACAAAAUAACAGGGCAGAGCCUGGGAUAUGGCUUUGUGAACUACAUUGACCCUAAGGAUGCAGAGAAAGCUAUCAACACCCUGAAUGGAUUGAGACUUCAAACCAAAACAAUAAAAGUUUCCUAUGCUCGCCCAAGUUCAGCUUCUAUCAGAGAUGCGAAUUUGUACGUCAGCGGACUUCCGAAAACAAUGACCCAGAAGGAGUUGGAGCAGCUUUUUUCACAAUAUGGACGCAUCAUUACUUCUCGUAUUCUUGUUGACCAGGUCACUGGCAUAUCAAGGGGUGUAGGGUUUAUUCGAUUUGACAAGCGGAUUGAGGCAGAAGAAGCUAUCAAAGGCCUAAAUGGCCAGAAACCUCCUGGUGCCACAGAGCCAAUCACUGUAAAGUUUGCUAAUAAUCCAAGCCAAAAAACCAAUCAGGCCAUCCUUUCCCAGCUGUACCAGUCUCCAAACAGAAGGUAUCCAGGACCACUAGCUCAGCAGGCACAGCGUUUUAGGUUGGACAAUCUGCUCAAUAUGGCUUAUGGAGUAAAGAGUAGGUUUUCUCCAAUGACCAUUGAUGGAAUGACCAGUUUGGCUGGAAUUAAUAUCCCUGGGCACCCAGGAACAGGGUGGUGUAUUUUUGUGUACAACCUGGCUCCUGACGCAGAUGAGAGUAUCCUGUGGCAAAUGUUUGGGCCUUUUGGAGCUGUCACCAACGUGAAGGUCAUCCGUGACUUUAACACCAAUAAAUGCAAAGGUUUUGGAUUUGUGACUAUGACAAACUAUGAUGAGGCUGCCAUGGCGAUAGCUAGCCUCAAUGGAUACCGUCUGGGAGACAGAGUACUGCAGGUCUCCUUUAAGACAAACAAAACGCACAAAGCCUAAUGAGCUCUUGUCCUCAGUCCAUUUAUAUAUGAAAACUAUACAACAAAGGCAAGUUAAGAGAAACUUUAUACAUUAGUAAAUGUCUUUGUAAGUCAGUGUUGAGAUGGGGAUAAAACGACUACUUAGCAUCCUAAGAAAUAUGUGAGAUUUUUUAUUGCUAGUAUUUGAAUUAAAACUUCUUAAAUAUCUUUUAUGUUUGAAUAUGGACAAGAGGUACAGGGUUUUUACCUGUCACAUUGCAUUCUAUUGCCUUCUUUGAAGAAGGUGGACCUUUUAAAGUGUUUCAGCUAAGGGAAGACAUUUCUUUUCUUUUUACAUAACUGCCUUGAACCUGUGAGUAAAUAUUGAGGCUUUGUGUUGUAAUUCUUCAGUUGGUUGUGUCUUUUUUCCCCCCUUUUAUUUCUUUUUCUGAUUAGCUUUGUGUUUGGUUUACAUUUAAAGCAUUGCUGUUAUGUCUAAGAAAAGUAUUUUGAAGUUUACAUUUUUAUUUAUGAAGUUAAAAACAGUAUUUAUUUUGUAAUUAUGAUUUGGGUUGGGGAAGGGGGGGGCUACAUUAUAAACGCUUAUUGUAAGAAUACUGGAGAACUUUUCGUAAAGCAGUACCUUGCCAAAGAGAUAAGAGCCUCUUUGAUGUGGGUUUAAAAAAAGCAUCUAUUUUUAUAAAAAAGAAAAUUUGGAGAAACUUUUUACUGGUCCUGGAACAAAUAUUUUGACUUGAAUACUUUGAGAAAUCUCUUCAUAUGACACCUAGUGAGCUUUUAAAAUUUACCAGGAAAUUUGCAGCGGUUGGAAAAUUUAGAAAGAUUUAUGAUGUAGAAAAUACUACUUUUGAGAUCUUUGUAUGAAAGGAGUAGAAUCAAUGGGGGAAACACUGCUGGUUUCGUUUUUGUAAUCACCAGUGGAGCGUCGGAUCAUCCUGGUUAUUAUGUGAUAGGUGGCUCACAUUGAUUUGUGAUUUUGAAACAAAUAAAAAAAAUUUACAAAAGAAUAUAUAAGAGCAGGCAAGAAAUUUAAAUUACCAAGAGAUGGGGGAAAAAAAAAUCUGUUCUUCCUAAAGAAAUCCCUUCAGAUAGAGCUCAUGGUGUUUAGUGAUGUACUUGCAGUAUUGUUUGAAGAAUUGUUUUGUCUUAAGGAAAAAAGAUGUUGCACAUGAUUUGUACUGCAGCAAAUCGGCAAAAGUGAUCUGAGUUGGAUAUAUUUGAAGGUAUUUUGAAAGUUACGUUCAAGGCUAACACCUGAGCUUUGUGUAAUGUAAAUAAGACCUUGUGUUUAUGAACCUUUCAGCUAAUUUGAUUUUUUUUUUCCCUUACAUGCCAAGUGAUGUUCAGGUUUUGAAUGUUUUUGUAUCAGUUUUUUUCCUUUGUAAAUGGCAUUAACAUUGUUACUUGAGGUCUUGCUUAAUCACUUUUGUUGUCCUGAGGACUUGAAUUUACAGUGCAUCAGAUUUGUUGCUAAUUUUGUCUGUAGAUAGUCUAGCUUCAGCUGUUUAUGGUGAUGCUACAUUUUCGUUUAUAAAUAUGUUUGUGGUAAAAAAAAAUGAGUAUAACCAUAGGUUUUGAACAAAUUUCCUUACAUUUUUCAUACAAAAAUCAUAAAUAUCUGUAUGCUACUGAAAUUUAACUUUGUAUGAUGCUUAAACCACUAUUUGGGGAAAUAAUAAAAUAAGUCUUUACCAUGUAUGAAAGAAAUUUUAAAAAAUACAAAAUAUUUUCUGAUUAGCAUCUAGCUUAUAAUAAAUUUUCAAAAAAGCUGAAGGCAAAAAUGCCUUCAUCAGGAUGCACUGAGAACUAUAUAGUUACGUCCUGCUUUUUGUAUAAACUGAGAUGCUCACAUGCUUCCCCUUAGAACAGGCAAUGUGCUAUGCAUAACAUAGUUGUACAUUAUCUUUGCGGUUGCGUUGAGUUUUAUUUUUUAUUAUUUAAAAUUGUAGUUAUAAAAUUUUUCAGUAUAGUACAGUACAUAUACUGUGAGGCGCGUGCUAAAGUGAAUAAGCGAGUUUUCAUGCUGACCCACUCAAUGCUAUUCAGAAAUCAAUUGGCUUAGCACUUUCUCAUAUCCUUAGGUGCAUUUAGAUUGUCAGAGUUAACCUUCUGCGUUUAAAAAAAAAAACUAAAAAACAAAAUACAUGUAUAUACUUAAAAAAAAAAAUAAGGUUUCCCUCAUGGGAAAACAGCAGCUACAUGCUUCUUUCCUAUACUACUGUAGCAAACCAAGGCAUUGAUGAGAGGGCAUGCAAAUUGUGCUUCACUUUACAGUGUUUAUCAGAGCACUUAAUAAAAUGUAAGGCUGGUAUUUAUUUGAAGUUGUACAGUAUGACUUAAUUCACAUCUGUUGGAAUAGAAAAUAUAUUCUGUUGAGUAUUUAAGAGGCUGUACAUGUUUUCUUUUGUGUUUGGAUUCUUUGUACUUUUUCAUGUUCAGUACAUCAAUAAACAAAGUUGAAGGGAAAGAACAGUGUGGUGAGUAGGUCUUUAUACACAUUUUGGGGGCUCCUGUGCUCAGGCUAAUAAACUACCUUCUUGAGUUAAGAGGUUCUCUCAGAGCUUUAGUUGAAAGCUGUGUUAUCUAAAGUAAGAAUUCCAGAAGCAUGUUAAUUGAAGUAGAAUGUGCAAAAAAAAUUUUUUUGAAUGACAUUUCUGAUAGUUAGCUUUCAAAUAUUACUUAAUGAGUAAUUUUUAUAGAAAUACGUGCUUUCAUCUGCUAGUUGUAAAGUUUGGGUAAUUGGAUGCUGACAUCAUUCUAUUGCUCUGAUUUAAUAAUCACCAACUUUUUUUUUCCCCCUUAAACAAAUGGGACUUGUCCUCACACAUUUACUUGAGCUAAAGAAAAACCAAAGAGAAGGAAGAUAACUUAUUCUGCUUCUGCCGGCAAGGUUUAAUUCACCCGUGGGAUUAACUGCUGGUGUGUGAGAUUUAUUUUUGUUGCCCAAGUGCCAGAUUGUCAAGAGACUCUUCCCUGAAAUCAGAAACUCCGUUUUCCUUAGGUUAAGGCUGCUGUAGGUGGCACAUGUCCACGUCAGGAACUGUGCCAACCUAUGUUGCAUAUACAUGUUUAGUUUCCAUUACACAUCCUUACC
Messenger RNA from Ailuropoda melanoleuca (giant panda), 4803 nucleotides. It is a transcript of the gene ELAVL2, whose product is annotated as ELAV like RNA binding protein 2. The record is from RefSeq and is a predicted model, not a curated record. Gene Ontology annotation, cellular component: ribonucleoprotein complex. The coding region runs from base 559 to 1728 and encodes 389 amino acids. The transcript has 8 exons. Gene Ontology annotation, molecular function: RNA binding. NCBI's taxonomy places the organism in Eukaryota, Metazoa, Chordata, Mammalia, Carnivora, Ursidae.